This is a messenger RNA of Pogona vitticeps (central bearded dragon), 4843 nucleotides long. It is a transcript of the gene PNPLA2, whose product is annotated as patatin like domain 2, triacylglycerol lipase. The record is from RefSeq and is a predicted model, not a curated record. Gene Ontology annotation, biological process: triglyceride catabolic process; lipid homeostasis; positive regulation of triglyceride catabolic process. Gene Ontology annotation, cellular component: lipid droplet; cytoplasm; membrane. NCBI's taxonomy places the organism in Eukaryota, Metazoa, Chordata, Lepidosauria, Squamata, Agamidae. Gene Ontology annotation, molecular function: triacylglycerol lipase activity.
UUCCUUUCCCCCACCCGGCUCCAAGCCUCCGGGCGGGUCUGGUUUCCUCCCGCUUGUUUCCGGCCGCUCUCCCUCCGCGUCGUCCCGGUCCCACUCCCCCGCCGCCUCUCUCCAAGGGCGGGCGCGGCGGCGGCGCUGCUUUGGAGGGGGCGAUGUACCCGCCGGGCUCCACCUGGAAUAUUUCCUUCGCCGGCUGCGGGUUCCUGGGGGUGUACCAUAUCGGGGUCGCCAGUUGCCUCCGGGAGCAUGCGCCUUUCUUGGUAGCCAACGCCAAGACCAUCUACGGCGCCUCGGCCGGAGCCCUGACGGCGACAGCGCUGGUGACCGGAGCCUGCUUGGGUGAGGCUGGUGCAAAUAUAAUUCAUGUCUCCAAAGAAGCACGGAAGAGGUUUCUUGGCCCUUUGCAUCCUUCCUUCAACCUGGUGAAAAUCAUCCGUAACUGCCUAUACAAGACUCUGCCAGACAAUGCGCAUGAGGUGGCCAGUGGCCACUUGGGCAUCUCUCUGACGCGCGUUUCUGAUGGAGAGAAUGUUAUACUGUCAGAGUUUAGCACUAAAGAGGAGCUUAUUCAGGCCUGUGUCUGCAGUGCUUUCAUCCCAGUAUACUGUGGUCUGAUCCCUCCAAGUCUUCAAGGAGUGAGGUAUGUCGAUGGAGGGAUUUCAGACAACCUGCCACAGUAUGAACUGAAGAACACUAUCACGGUAUCUCCCUUCUCGGGCGAGAGUGAUAUCUGUCCACGGGACAGUUCCACAAAUAUCCAUGAGCUCAGGGUGACCAAUACCAGCAUUCAGUUCAAUCUGCGCAACCUCUACCGCCUCUCGAAGGCCCUGUUCCCACCAGAGCCUCAGGUUCUGCGGGACAUGUGCAAGCAGGGAUACAAAGAUGCUUUGCAUUUCUUGAAGAAGAAUGGCCUCCUUCACCACCCGAGACCCACCCGCCCUCUCCUCGCCAUCAGAAAUGAGGAGGAAGAGAGAGAUCAUGAAGGAGAAGAAGAGGAUCAACUGAGAGAGAACACUGCAUUGGCAGAGGCUGAAGAACACAUUCUUGAACACUUGCCUCCUAAAUUAAACCAAGCCCUUUUGGAAGCCUGUGCUGAGAGGAGAGGACUGUUCUCUGGUAUUGCUAACCUCUUGCCAGUACGCUUGGCAUCCACCUUGAUGCUUCCGUAUACGCUUCCUCUAGAGUCUGCUGUUUCAUUCACUGUCAGAUUGCUUGAAUGGCUGCCAGAUGUUCCGGAGGAUAUCAGGUGGAUGAAAGAGCAGACUAGGAAAGUCUGCCACUAUCUCAUGAGAAAAGCCAAGAAGAAACUAGGGAGUCAUCUUUCAGCCAGGCUUUACUAUCAUCUAGAACUGAGAAAGACCCAAAGUUUGCCUCUGCCCUUGAACAUCGGCUAUGGGGAGGCACUGCCCAAGUGGUUGCGGAACAACCUCUCCCUGACGGAUGUUAUGACGAAAUGGGAAGAGUACCAGCGCCAGCUGAUGCUGGGGCUGUUCUGCAUCAACGUGGACCUGCAGGCUUCUAUCUUCCCCUUGGAAGGGCUCCAGAUGAGACACCCACCGCCAGACUGCACGCAAGAGAGCCUUGAUCUCUUCUGAGAUUCACCCAUGUGUUUGGGCAAGGGGAAAGGAGGGUGGGCGUUGCAUUUCAACAGCCUCCUAUUGGAGCUCAAAACACCUACAAAUGGGAUUCUUUGCAAGUGACUCGCACACUACUAGAACCUAUCAAAACAAGAUGGGUGUAUUGAGCAAUCCUGGAAAUGAGGAUGUCUGUAGGAUACCUGGCAAUUGCAGCACACGUGAUUGGUAUCUUGGCUGAACUGGGAAAAGUUUCAUUUUGGGGACCUCUAGGAGGCAUAACCUUGAACUUUUGCUGUUCCUUAGGAUUGGGACAUAAUCAGUGCUCUGCCAUUUUUGUUUGUCUGUUUUUAACCUUUGUUUUAAAUCAGUAUUGUAAAAUGUUUUUUGUUUUCAAAGAUUUUAGUCUUCUAGGAUCUUUUCUUUCUGUGCAAUGGAACAAGUUUUUUUUUAAAGGCAACCUAGAAUUAUUCAAUGUCACAUGAGCUUUUGAAACCAAGGCAGACCCUGGUUUUCAGCUCUCAGCAGAGGCAACUUGUAAGGCCCACCCAUGAUUCUUGUGCAAAAUGAUGUGGGUGCUGCUUCAUGUAAUACUAGAUGCUAAGAAUGCAGAACUGUUAAACCAACCCCCUCUGCUGCUAGGGUUUCUUGCUUUGUCAGACUUUCCCUGUUGUAAGGGAUGUUGUACUGGGGAACAAAGGACAAAAAAUUAGAAGCUGCUAUGUAUGAUUGCUAAAACUGCGUCUGCUCUGCUGUCUGUUUAGAUAUUGGCUGAAAUCCUGUUGUGUAAGUUAUACUGCAUAAGGCUGAUCAUGUCAUUAACCACAGGAAUUUUUCAGGAGUGAAACAUUUCUGAUUUCUUCCUCAAAGGUCCUGAGGUUCCCAUGGAAUCUCUUCCAUCAUUGCAAAGCUUUUGGGAGCUGGACAAUGAUGGAGGGAGUUUUUAAUUACCAAAAUUCACCACUGUUGGUAAAAUCAUUCUACUGGUUCCAAUUUUCAGUAGUUAAAAACUUUGGAGAGAAAUUUGAAGUGUUUUAUUUGAAAAAAAAAAAGCGGUGGCAGGUGACAUCAUUGGCCAUGCGCAGCAUAAUUUACAGCAACAGGACUUUAGUGGUUGAUAAUAUUUUUCUCUUCUUUUUUUACAAAAAAAUCCAAUGCCUGUUGGAUGCUUUGUUUUUCUUCUGUGAUGCAAUUUUAAGUUAGUUCUGUUAAGUCUCAUCAUGUAUAGUCAUAAAGAGAAUGGAAAGAAGGAUGGGAAAAGAAGCCAGGAGCUAAGACAGCUAAUGUAUGUUUCAGAAUGGUUUGUGAGUAUUUGAUUAUGUGAAACUGAUCAUGCAAGGAGAAGGGGUUUGGUUACAUUUGCAAAGGAGCAUCAGGCAGUUGCGAUCUGGAGGGCAAAAUCAACACAAACAGGUUUAACUUUGUCUGUGGCUCUGUACCUGCUUGUGCCAUCAUUGAAUUUAGGCCCUUUUGGAAGAAACUGAGAGACCCAAAAGAGCUUUUAUUGUCAUACGCACUGCAGUGAAAUAUGGGUAAGUAAGGAGGAUCUAAAUCUGAGGAUCCCAGACUGGGCAACAGGAGGGUCAGAGAUGGUUUAUAAGUCAGAGGCACUCAAUGAAAUGUGCAUCCUUCUUUGCAUUCUCUGGAUCAGGCAUGAGCAGAGUAUGGCCAUCCAGUUGUUGCUUGAUGACAUUACCAGUGGCUGUGCUGCCUAGGGUUGAUUGGAUUUACUGUCCAACAACAUCUGGAGAAUGCUGUACAUGUUAAACCAGCAACACUGAACUCACAUUUUAUUGAAAUAACAAAACAUAGGAGUGUAUGCCUGUAGGUUAACCUGGAGAUAUUUUUCAACCUACUAUAGUUAGUUGAUGAAGCCAGAAAGGUGUUUAACUAUUUGCCAGGUUCCAAAAGUUUCCAGAGUUGAAAAUCUGGUUCAUGAUGGCAAUGUUCUCGCCAAUAACCCCCUUUGUUGAAAAUUUGCUAAAGGUGAAACACUCCAUGCAAUAGAACAUGUCCUGCCAGCUGUGUAGAGUCCCCUUUUCCCAUCGCGCCGUAUCACAUUGUGAUGUAGCUACACAAAUUGUCACCAGCACUGAACUUCUUUCUCUUGUGUUUCACUGCUGUUGCCUUGGUCCUGCUACUGUGUAAUAUGGCAAAGAUGUACGGUGACCACAGUGCAAGCAGGGUCUCCUUUCAUAUAGCAAGACUGUUGCUAUCUCUCUUCCCCACCUGUCCCCAUUGGAAUCUGGAUAUAUAGUGUUCCUCUUUUUGUCCCUGUUGUAAUGUUUUAGAACAAAAGCAUGCAUCUUAUGCUACUGGCUUAUUGAUCUAUCUGUACUUGUGCGGGGAGGGGAUGGUCAUUUUCCUUGAAUCAGCUACUUAUUUUUUCUCUUUUACCACCAUCAGCUUGGUGGAGAUACCAAAGACAACACAAUGGACGGGGUGAAAGAAAGAGAUGCUUUAGUACUUACUUCAAUAUUAAUCGUAGUGGAUUUUUGGUGCCAAGGGAGAAUAAAAGAAUGGAUGUAGCUGGGCACACAUACUUCACUAUAUAGUGUGGAUUUGUGUUUGUGUGUGCCAAAGUAGGUAAAAUGUGACUUGCUGUACAGCUGAGUUACAUGCAGCUCUCUGUUAGCAAGGACCAAUGAGGUACCCCUGCUCGUUUGUUUUGAUUUUCAGUUGUGUAUAAAAUGGGAAUUAUUAUCCUGUGGCUGCAACCAAGACCACACUAAUUAGGAGUGCAAAACCUGCUGGUAGCCAGAUGCCUAGGACAGCUAUUAUCCAACUCACAGCAUUUCAGAAAAAAAUACUUUAAUCUGUUGAAUGUUCACAGUGGUGAUGCUGUUAAAUUAUUCACUGCAGAAAGCAAUCUUUCAGCCUUUAAUAGGGUGCUUGCAUAGUAUGCUUUUGGGUCCAAAUCAAUUUUGUUAACAUUUUUUAAAAACAAGUAAUACGAAAAAUUAGAGCACUUAGUUAAGAAGCUUUUGUGAUUAAGCAGGAUGGGAGUGGUGAGGGGUUAGCCCUGUGGCCAAUUGAACAGUCAUUCUCCUAUACUUUUAUGUAAACACUCUGGGUGGCAAGGAGUUCUAAGCAAAUAUUUGCUUUAGUUUGGACAGCUAUAUAAAGUUGUAGAAGACCCGUGUCUCCCUCCACAGAAUCUAACUCUGGCUUCUGGGAUCUCUGCUGACCUUAAAUAAAUUAGUUAGGAUUUACUAUUAAGAAUAUUUCUGCCAGAGGAUGUGCCUUUUAAAAUCAUCUGCUGGAUCUUU